Molecule: messenger RNA, 3021 nt
Organism: Ogataea philodendri
Lineage: Eukaryota; Fungi; Ascomycota; Pichiomycetes; Pichiales; Pichiaceae
Exons: 1
Coding region: 1-3021 (1006 amino acids)
Biological process (GO): transcription elongation by RNA polymerase II; positive regulation of transcription elongation by RNA polymerase II
Cellular component (GO): FACT complex
Molecular function (GO): nucleosome binding
Source: RefSeq, a predicted model, not a curated record
AUGUCGGAAGUUCAAAUCGAUCAAGCGGUGUUCCGCAAGAGACUCCAUCUUUUGCAGAAGAACAUUGCCAGCUCGCCCCACUUCAAUUCCGUUGCUGGUUUACUUGUGGCUGUUGGAUCCAGCGAUGAAUCGAAUCCGUACCACAAGUCCACGAUUCUUCACACUUGGUUGUUGGGAUACGAAUUCCCCGCCACUUUGCUCUACAUCACCAGUAAGAAAGUGAUUGUUCUAACCUCUGUCGGUAAAGCCAAAUACUUGGAACCUCUCAAAAGCUCGAAUACCAACCUUUCGAUUCUCGCAAGAACCAAGGAUACAGAGCAUAAUAAAAAGCUGUUUGAGCAAUUCAUCCAAGAACUGAAAGAAAGUGGCAAAAAACUGGGUAUCUUAUCCAAAGACAAGUAUGCCGGUAAGUUCAUUGACGAAUGGAACGCCGUUUGGGAUGCAUCCAAAUCAGAAUUCGACCUGGUGGACUGUGCAACUGGUGUCUCUGCCACGUUGGAACACAAGGAUGAAGACGAACAAAGAUCGUUAAGAACAGCUGCCAGAGCCUCUACAAAUAUGAUGAGCUACUUCACCGACAAAAUGAGCAAAAUCAUCGAUGAGGAGCUGACUGUUUCCAACGCCAAGUUGGUGGAUCAGAUAGAGAACAAGAUCGAUGACGGCAAGUUCUUCAAGAGCAUGGAAACCGAAAAAGGAAUGAAGAAGCUCGGCUCGGAUUUCGAUCUCAAUAACCUCGACUGGUGUUACAAGCCUAUCGUUCAAAGUAACGGUAAGUACGAACUCAAGUUCUCUGUUGAGUCGACCGAUGACAAUCUUGGUGGUUCCGUGAUCCUGGCCUCUUUGGGUCUCAGAUACAAAAGUUACUGCUCCAAUGUCACAAGAACGUUCUUAAUUGGUCCUUCCAAGGAAAUGGAAGCCAACUACGAUUUCCUGUUGAAAGUGCAAGCCAAGGCAUUCUCUCUGAUGAAAGACGGCGCUGUUGCCAAAGACGUUUACAGCAAGACUUUGAGCUUCAUCGAAGCUGAAAGACCGGAUUUGGCCGACAAGUUUAUGAAGAACAUGGGUUCCUUGAUUGGAAUUGAUUUCAGAGACUCUUCUGGAGUUCUCAACGCCAGGAACGAGAGAGUUGUUUCUGAGAACUCGGUUUACAAUUUAGUGCUUGGAUUCAGUGGUCUUUCCGACCCGAAACUCGGUAACUACGCCUUGAUGUUGGCAGACACCGUCCGUGUCACUGGUGGAGACUUGAUUGUGCUGACAGAUUCUCCAAAGGUGAGAAAGGACAUUGCGUUCUACUUCGACGAUGACGAAGCUACUCAAGUCAAGAAAGAGUUGGACGAUAUCAAGGUGAAGGCUGAGAAGCCUGACAAGGCCGACUUGAAGGUGAGCAACGGAGGAGUCAAUACCCGUGUUCUCAAGGCCAAGAUGAGAUCGGAGCAGAAGACAUCCGACGAAGACCAGACUCAGAUCCAACAGGAAAUUCAAAAGGAACUCCAUGCCAAAAGACAAAAGGAAGGUCUCGACAGAUUCAACCCGGAGGACGCGCAAGACGGUUCUGACAAGCGUGCCGUUUUCAAGAGAUACGAGUCUUAUGUUCGCGAGUCGCAGAUCCCUAGCAAUGUGAGAGAUCUCAAGAUACACAUUGAUUCCAAGAACCAGACCAUUAUCCUUCCGAUUUGUGGAAGACCUGUUCCAUUCCACAUCAACGCUUUCAAGAACGGGCUGAAGAGUGAUGAAGGAGAAUACACCCACUUGAAGCUGAACUUCAACUCUCCAGGUAUCGCCGUGACCAAGAAGGAGGAACUUCCUUACGAGCUUGGUGACGACAAGCAAUUCAUCAGAAGUUUGACGUUCCGUUCGAAGGACGGAGAAAGAAUGACCGAGGUGCUGAAGAAGAUCACCGAGAUGAAAAAGGAGGCCGUCAAGAGAGAGGCAGAGAAGAGAGAACAAGCAGAUGUUGUCACACAGGCUUCGCUGGUGGAAGUGAACCGUCCAAAGAGAAUGGAUAAUGUUUUUGUGAGACCAACCCCAGAAACCAAGAGACUUUCGGGAAGCGUUGCUAUUCACCAAAAUGGUAUCAGAUACCAGUCUUUGGGUAGAAGCGACCAGAGAGUGGACAUUUUGUUUUCCAACAUCAAGCAUCUGUUCUUUCAGUCUUGUAAGGGAGAGUUGAUUGUGAUCAUUCACUGCCACUUGAAGACGCCAAUCAUGAUUGGUAAGAAGAAGACCUACGAUGUUCAAUUUUUCAGAGAGGCUUCUGAUAUCACCGUUGACGAGACCGGAAACAGAAAGAGAAAGUACAGGUAUGGCGAUGAGGACGAGUUGGAGCAGGAACAGGAGGAGAGAAGAAGAAAAGCUGCUCUUGACAAGGAGUUCAAGAGUUUUGGCGAGCAGAUUGCAGAUGCUUCUAACGGGCUUGUGGAUCUUGAUGUUCCAUUCAGAGAGCUUGGGUUCCAAGGUGUUCCUUCGCGGUCUGCUGUGGUUUGUCUUCCAACGAGAGACUGUCUGGUGCAGCUGAUUGAUCUGCCAUUCUUGGUGAUCACUUUGGAGGAGAUCGAGGUCGCGCACUUGGAAAGAGUCCAGUUUGGUCUCAAGAACUUCGAUCUUGUGUUUGUGUUCAAGGACUUUAGCAAGCCUGUUGUGCACAUAUCCACCAUUCCUAUGGAAUUGCUGGAAGACGUGAAGGCAUGGCUGACAGACGUGGAUAUUCCGUACAGUGAAGGUACGGUGAAUCUGAACUGGACCACCAUCAUGAAGACCAUCCAGGCUGAUCCAUACCAGUUCUUUGUGGACGGGGGCUGGACCUUCCUGACCGGUAGCGGCGACUCUGAUGGAGACAGCGAGGAGGACGAGCAGGAGUCCGACUUCAAUCCUUCGGACGACAACCCAGAGGACGAGGACGUGGACUCGGAGCAAGACUACAGCGAAGAGGAUGAGGGCGACGAUGAGAGCGGUUUCGAGGACGAUGAUGACGAAAGCAUCGCCGGAAGCGAAGACAUUUCCGAAGAAGAGUUUAGUGAUUAA